Messenger RNA from Hordeum vulgare subsp. vulgare (domesticated barley), 6899 nucleotides. RefSeq names its product kinesin-like protein KIN-12E. Gene Ontology annotation, molecular function: microtubule binding; microtubule motor activity; ATP binding. The record is from RefSeq and is a predicted model, not a curated record. The coding region runs from base 1 to 6462 and encodes 2153 amino acids. NCBI's taxonomy places the organism in Eukaryota, Viridiplantae, Streptophyta, Magnoliopsida, Poales, Poaceae. The transcript has 33 exons. Gene Ontology annotation, biological process: microtubule-based movement.
AUGUCCGCCCCAGGCGGCGGCGGCGGCAGCCGGCGCCCCUGCGCGUCCCGCGCCCCCCGCCGCGCCGCGCCGGAGCCCAACGAGAACGACGACCUCGCAGCAUCGCCCUCCCCCUCGGCGGCCGCCCCGCCCUUCUCGCUGCCCCCGCGGUCGCCCCUCGCGGCCAUCGCCGACCCGGGCAGGAACCCGCGGUCCGCGCCGGGGACGCCCAAGUCGCUGGCAGGCACCCCCAAGGCCUGCGCGGCGGCGUCUGGGGUCAGGGAUCGGAGCUCCUCCAUUGGCGGGGCCGCGAAGAGGGUGUUUGAUCUGAGGGAUCUGGCCGCCACGGAAGUGCCAGUGGAGGUGCCGCAUUUUGAGCUCGACGAGGACCCCGCCUUCUGGAUGGAUCGCAAUGUGCAGGUUUUGGUACGAUUAAGGCCAAUCAGUGCCGCCGAGAGCACUGCAUAUGGUCAGAAAAGAUGUUUGAUACAGGAUAGCUCAAAGACAUUGAGCUGGACAGGACACCCUGAAACAAUGUUCACGUUUGAUCAUGUCGCAUGUGAAACAAUAUCACAGGAAAAGCUGUUUAGAGUAGUUGGUCUACCAAUGGUGGAGAACUGCAUGUCUGGAUACAACGGCUGUUUGUUUGCCUAUGGCCAGACAGGGAGUGGAAAAACAUACACAAUGAUGGGAGAGCUUAGCAAGGAUGGCAAUGAGCUUAGCAAUGAUUCUGGCUUGACACCUCGUAUUUUCGAGUAUCUAUUUGCUCGGAUAAAGGAGGAAGAGGAAAGGCGAAGAGAGGACAAACUGAAGUAUAUCUGCAAAUGCUCUUUUCUGGAGAUAUACAAUGAGCAGAUAACUGAUCUACUUGAACCAUCAUCAACUAAUCUUCAGAUCCGUGAAGAUAUAAAGAAAGGCGUAUAUGUUGAGAACCUAAUGGAGUGUUAUGUGUCAUCUGUUAAAGAUGUUAUGUUGUUAUUAUUACAGGGGGUUGCAAAUAGGAAAAUGGCAGCUACAAAUAUGAAUAGUGAGAGCAGCCGAUCACAUAGCGUCUUCACUUGUGUCAUUGAGAGUCACUGGGAAAGGGAUUCAAUGACGCACCUCCGCUUUGGGCGUUUGAAUUUGGUCGAUCUUGCUGGUUCUGAGAGGCAGAAAAGCUCGGGCGCUGAAGGAGACCGCUUGAAAGAAGCUGCGAACAUUAACAGAUCCUUGUCAACUCUUGGGCUUGUUAUCAUGACUCUAGUGGAUGUCGCAAAUGGAAAAAACCGCCAUGUGCCCUAUAGAGAUUCAAGGCUUACAUUUCUCCUCCAGGAUUCCCUUGGAGGAAACUCUAAAACAACAAUUGUUGCCAACAUCAGCCCGUCUAUUUGUUCCUCCAAUGAGACACUGAGUACCUUGAAGUUUGCUCAGCGCGCGAAGUUGAUUCAAAACAAUGCAAAAGUAAAUGAAGAUGCUUCAGGAGAUGUUAUGGCUUUACAAAGGCAGAUAGAAGAACUAAAGGAUCAAUUGACAUGCUUGAGGAAGCAGCAAAAUGCCCCUGAAUCGCCUAGCUUUCUCCUGCUAAAUUCAGACUCUGAUAGAGAAUGCAAUACUUUAGCUGAAGAUCAUCAAUCAAGCUGUGAUCUGAUUCUUCUAAAGCAAAAGGUUAGCCAUCUGGAAGAUGUUCUGGCUGGGAGCCUUAGGAGAGAGAAACUAGCUGAGGUGGAUAUCAGGAAGCUGGAAGCUGAAAUAAAGCAUUUGAAUCGUCUGGUUGACCUGAAGGAAUCUGAUUCCCAACGCAUGAGAAUGAUGCUGAAACUUCGUGAUGAAAAAUUAAAAAGAUUGCAUACGUUAGCUGAUGAUCUAGUGCCAUCGGAUGGCUAUAUGGUUGAUGAAAAUGCUGCAAUGUGCCAAGAGAUUCAGCUACUGCAAAAACAAAUCGACGAAAAUCCUCAACUGACUCAGUUUGCUUUUGAAAACAAGAGAUUAAUUGAGCAAGUUAGAACGCUUCAGAAUUUCCACAAGCAAGGGGAAAGAGAGAUGUUAUUAACAGAGAUAUCUCUUUUGCGUAAUCAUUUCCUUCAUAUUCUUGAGCAGAAGUAUACAGCACCUCCUAUGAAUUUAGAAGUACAGGGCGAUGAGAUUGUCAAGGAUCUAGAUAAUUGCAGGAAGGAGCUGGAUGCAUGCUUAGAAAAUAAUGUUCUACUUGCACGUGAAGUAAAUAAGCUGCGUUGUGAACUGAAACAAUACCAGAUGUCUAGCAAGCACCAAGUUGCUCCGACGACAGAGAAGAACUGUGGGAUUCCAGAGAUCAGUCAGAUGCAACCUGAUCCAGUGGGAUGGAACUUUUCAUGUUUAACGCCCAAUGAUGCUGGAAUGGCAACUAAUGUUACGGAAUCAGUUCAACUCAAUCUUCCUUCAGAAAUUGCUUGUGAACACCAGGGAUCCUGUUCUCAUUUGUAUCACUUUGAUUCAGAAAUAUGUGAUUUGAAUGAUUCUACAAAAGUGCCAGAGUUUAGUGAUGAAGUGUCUCAGUGCUACAACUUGGCUCUUGGAUCUUCACAUAAUGUACUUGACAAAGACACUAUUCUUAGUGGACAUGUAGAAGAUGAAGAAACAUUGCAACAACAGGAUGAGAUAGAUCAAAUACAUGAAAACGUACCAAGCAUGGAUAAAUGUUUGCAUGUUGAGACUUCAUUGUGUCAUCAAGAGACUGAAAUAGUGGGCUCAAGCAAACAUACAUUACAGGCCGAGUUGGCGCACUUUAAAAGCAUAAAUCAAGAGCUCCAGGAGAAGCUAGUUAUUAUGGCUGAAGAAAGUGCCAGGCUUGCAGAGAUCAUUGUGGCCAAAGAUGUAGAAAUUGCCUCUUUAUCUGAGGAAUGGGAGGUUGCAAUAGUUGAUCUAACAAGCUUCUUGACAGAUGGCUGUAGAUCACUAGACGAUGCAUAUCAGAAUUUUGAUAAUAUGAUUAAUUCAUUUCCUUACAGCAAUAAUUCUGUCAGCGAACAUGUGGAGAAGGCUAUGAAAGUUAGCAUUGAAAAGGAAAAAAUAAUCUUCAGGCUUCAAAUUGAGCUACAGGAUGCACAGCGAAUGGUCAGGGAAGUGAAAGAAAAGUUGCACAUCUUAAGAGGUGCAACACUUGCUAUCACUGAAGCUCAGCAAUUAUAUAAUGAUGAAAGUUCACAGGAAGCACAAAGACAAGUAAACUUGCAGCAAAAGGAUUGCAAUGUGGAACGGAAAAAUGGCCUCUUGUCAGAAGCAGUAGAACAAUCUCGUGAUGAACCUCUAUUCCUCGACAGCUUGAAUGACAUGAGUGCACAACAGACUGGUAGUGAAGAUGGAUCAGCAGUCAAUAAAGCUAAUCCAGACUACGAGUCAAAGCUCGGCGAUGUGUUAUUUCUUGUUGAGGAUAAGUCAAAUAAGGUUUUGGCCUUAUUUUCAAAUUUUGAGGAUGCUCAGGAAACCAUGAAAGAGGCUGAACUUAUGCUCUCGGCUUUGUUGAAGGCCAAUGAGGAGUUAAAGCUUGACAGAGAUAAUUGCAGCCAAGCAGUGGAAUCUUUAUUGGCGGAGAAAACCUCUCUGGUCAAUGAGUUGCAGGAGCUUGAAGCGUCAGGUUUUUGUACAGCACAGAGUUGCAGCAAAUUAAAUCAGCAGAUGGAUGAAUGUACCAACGAGAUGACAACCAUUGCUACUCUAAUGAAGGGAUCUUUUCACCAUUUGCAAAGGGUUGCUACAAUGGAACUCUUUGGGCUUUGCUCGGAAAUUAUAAAUAUUGGGCAGGACUUAAAGAGGUGGAUAAGUGAUUCAAGAUCUUAUCUGGUAAACUUUGUAUCACUUCUAGAAGAAAAAGAUAGUUCUUCAGUUCAGCAGCUCCAUCACCUUAACGUAAACCCUUGUACAUGCACGUGUCAACAAGUUGGUUCAUGUGACCUGGGUAGCAGCAAUACUAUGUUUCUUCAUGAAACUCAAGCAAUUCCUGACAACUCUAGGAAGCAUAUUAUAUCUAUAACCGGUAUGGGUGAUGAAGGAAAGGACACAUCAUCCAUGCAUGUAGUAGGCAGUGCUGCUGAACUUGAAGUUUUUAAUGCAAACAGUGCAUACGAUAUGGCUGUUAUUAAGGGCAUAGUUUUCAGUAUUGCUCAACAGUGGGAUGCCUUCGUCAACAAGGUGUCCUGCAUUAAAAAUGCUGAGACAUAUCCAGGUGUUGCUUGCGAUGAACAAAACUAUGCAAACCCUCUUGAUGCACUUGCAAAAUUAGAUAGCAAACAACUAUACUCAGCUGUUCCACAGCAAUGCAAGGAAAAUAUAGAAGAUCAUUCUGGAGAGGAAGACAAUACUGCUCUUUUGAAUGAUGUUCAGUGUCUCAAGCAUCAUUUGGCACAAUUAAUGAUCCCUCUGUCUAAAUUUAUUAAUAAAGAAGACAUUAUGGGGGAUGCAACAGAAAAUGAGAAGCAGUUUGUUACUGUUCUGAAUAAGGUGCAAGAUAAUUUGAUUUUUGCUAUAGAUUUUUUUGGUUAUCUGUUACUAUCUGAUCAAGAAGAUUCUCAGAAUGCACCUUUGCUUAGCAGGCUCCUUAAUGGCAUUAGUAAUAUUGAGAAGAAAGCCUUCACACGUCAGAAUAUAUGCUUACGGAAUGGCGAUUCUCAGGCUGGUUACAGUAGAGAGUACGCAUCACUAAGAAGAGACUUUGACAGGAAAAGUGAUGUUGCUGAAGGAUUGUCUUUUGACCUGAAAUUACUGCAAGAGUAUACCUCAUAUGCGAAGGACAUGAAAGAUAAAGCUGAUGAAGUAUCGAGUGCCCUUAGAAAGGUUCAACGAGAACUUGAAAUCAAAAAUUCUGAGACAGAAGACAUGUUGGCAAAACAGAAGACACUAGCGGAAGAACUGGCUGAAAAUGGGGCUGCACUCAUUAUUUUAAGAUCAGAAUUAGAGCAAUCUCAAGGUUCAUCAUCUGUAUUAUUGAAGGAGAACAAUGAUCUGAGAGUGAUGUUGGAAGAGGAAACUGUGAAGACCAGUGAAAUAAAAGCUCUGUUGGAAGACAAAGCUAAGGUCAUAGAGGGAUUGGAGAGUGAAAUUCUUUUGCUUAAUUCUUCUGAAGAGGGACGUCUUAGGUCAGAUAUUGAAGAACUAAGUAAUAAUAUCAAAAUAUUAUGUAAUGAAAAUGCAAAACUCAAAGCAGAGAUACUUAAGUUAAAUGACAAGCUUGAGAUGUCAAUGGCUUUAGCUGAGGAGAAUGAAGCUGCUGCUAUUGAAGCUCGGCAAGCUGCAGAGAUAAGUAAAAUCUAUGCAGAAGAGAAAGAUGAGGAGGUUACAAUUCUUGAACAUUCUGUUGGAGAACUUGAAUCUACAAUAACUGUUCUCGAGGAAGAGGUACGCAACCUUAAAGAGGAAGUAAGGAACUAUCAAGCGCACAAACAAUCUGAAGCUGAAUUUCAAGCAGUUGAAGAGAUGCUUACUGUAGAGAAUGCCUCAAAAUGUGAUGACAAUGUGGAAUUGUGUCCAGGGAGAUGCGAACUAAAAAGGAGAUUGCGAGCUGAGCUUAUUGCACAUCAAGGUACUAGAAGGAAGAUUGAAGGACUCAUAACGGAAGCAAAACGUAAAGAUGAGGAGAUAAGGCAGUGCAAAGAGCAUAUAGCUGAGCUGGUCCUGCAUUCGGAAGCACAAUCAUUGCUGUUUCAGGAGAAGUAUCAGGAAAUGGAGCACAUGGUUUCUAAACAGAACUUUGGUUCGCAUGAAUCUAAUUCUGAGGCUGUCCAUACAAAAGUGGAAAAGCCUUCAGGGCGGACCAGAGGGUCUGGUUCACCUUUUAGGUGCAUAUCUAGCAUUGUUCAACAACUGAACUCUGAGAAGGAUCAGGAAAUCUUUUUGGGCCGCCAGCGAAUUGAAGAACUUGAAGCGUUGCUUAGUGACAAACAGAAACAGAUAUGCUUGCUUACAUCAAGACUGGCAGCCGUGGAUAGCAUGACACAUGAUGUUAUAAGGGAACUACUUGGCGUCAAAUUAGACAUGACAAACUAUGCUAAUUUGCUUGACCUAGAAGAGGUGCACAAGUUGUUACUAGCAUCCCACGAACAAAUCGAACAAUCGAAGGUGAAGGACGAGGAACUUGACGUCCUCAAAGAACAAUUCGGCCAUCUCAUUCAAGAAAGAGACAGCUUGCUUGACGACAUGGACCAACGGAAGGCGGACCUGCUGGAGACCCAGCUGCUCGUGGAACAGCUCGAGCAGCGGGAGCAGAUGCUCGAGGCCCAGAACGAAAUGCUACAGAUGGAGAAGGACAACCUCCAGCAGAAGAUGAUGGAGAUGGACGAGACGAUCGAGCUGCUAGAACUAGAAGGCUCGAAUCGAGCCAGAAUGGGAGAUAGUCAUGGCCAGCGCUCGGCCGGCAGCGAGUUCAGCAGGAGGCUGGCGCAGUCGGACAUGCUGGUGUCCCACGCGCGGCACGAGCGCUCCCGUAACAACCACGCGACGAGCUCGCGGCCGCGGCACGGCAAGCACCAUUGACACGACACGGCCUGGCUGGCCGCUGCGCAGUACAUAAAUUGGAGCAGAUCAGAUCAGACACUGCUUGUGUUUGUAGUCACUGUGAGUUUGUAGAUCGGCGGCGGCGGCGCCGGCGCCAUCUCUCUCGCUGAGCAGGUCAAGUCAGAAUGGCGACGGCUGCAAAAGAAAUAUGUUGGUCCACGUGGUAUGAGUAUAUGUAUAUAAAGUUGAGACGACAUGUGUGAUGUGUGCGUUGUCUGUGUAUAUUUUGCGCUGUAUGUAUGUACACCUGCCACGUCUACACGGUGAGUUUUCCGGCUUUGGCUGCCUCCCUCCAAAGAACCGACUGCAUUUUAUACUGCCCAGCAGGCCAGGCCAGCACACAGCUUGAGGCAAAGAUUUGUGGAAGCACGAGCUGAUGUGUGUAUAUUGUUGAAGAUGGAUUUGUGCACUUUGAA